This is a messenger RNA of Prunus armeniaca (apricot), 432 nucleotides long. Lineage: Eukaryota; Viridiplantae; Streptophyta; Magnoliopsida; Rosales; Rosaceae. The record is from the annotation of a GenBank genome assembly.
AUGCUCAAAUGUUGUGAUGUUGUUGAACCCUACCAUCCUGAGCAAGUUCUUAGGCAGUUUGGUCAGGUGCAGAUGAUUUCCCCCAUAAUAAGUGCUCAUACCAUAACUGGUAGUCAUGCCAAUUCCUAUAAUUAUUAUCUAGGGGGAAUGUGGGACAAUCAGGAGAACCACAUGUUGGCAGGGGCAAACCAUAGUGUACCAAUGAGGAGACCAUCAAAUACUGUGCCUGGGUACUUAGAGUGGUACCUCAACAUGGGAUAUCCAUUUGUCCAGAAUCUUAAUUAUGGAGUUGCAUUUGACCCAUUUGCCUCAAUGCAAACAUUGAAUUCAAAUUCAUUACAGGAGCGUGACGAGCGUAUCUUGUCCUUUAUUAAGCCGGUCAUGGUGGAGCAGUGGAGGUCAAUCUUGCCAUUUGUAGGCAUUGGUGACUGA